Messenger RNA from Scaptodrosophila lebanonensis, 3237 nucleotides. It is a transcript of the gene Syp, whose product is annotated as heterogeneous nuclear ribonucleoprotein Q. Bases 15 to 2204 code for a protein of 729 amino acids. Gene Ontology annotation, molecular function: mRNA binding. The record is from RefSeq and is a predicted model, not a curated record. Gene Ontology annotation, cellular component: ribonucleoprotein complex; nucleus. The transcript has 14 exons. NCBI's taxonomy places the organism in Eukaryota, Metazoa, Arthropoda, Insecta, Diptera, Drosophilidae.
AGUCCCUUUUUAAAAUGGUUAUGGAAGGUCGGAAAGUGAAGAUUGUGGGUCCAGCUGAAAAGUUGCAGCAGCUCGAAGACGAUAAAAUCAAGCCAAAAGAGCUGGAAAGGAAUGACGUUGCACACAACAUUGCUCGUGAAUCCUAUCGGGGAUACAACUCGGAGAUUUAUACAACUAUUUCCAACUCAAUGGGACAGCACGGCGAAAUGGCGGAGGGAAAUGGCGAACUACUAGAUGACAUUAAUCAGAAAGCCGAUGACCGUGGCGAUGGCGAACGUACAGAGGAUUAUCCCAAGCUCUUGGAAUACGGCUUAGAUAAGAAGGUCGCUGGUAAGCUCGAUGAAAUCUACAAAACCGGUAAACUCGCUCACGCCGAGCUGGAUGAGCGCGCCUUGGAUGCGCUCAAGGAGUUUCCCGUCGAUGGUGCCUUGAAUGUGCUUAGUCAGUUCCUUGAAUCAAACUUGGAACAUGUGUCAAAUAAGUCUGCCUAUUUGUGCGGUGUGAUGAAGACAUACCGUCAAAAAAGCCGCGCCAGUCAACAGGGCGUGCCAGCGCCUGCCAGCACCAUACAGGUGAAGGGGCCCGAUGAGGAUAAGAUUAAAAAGAUACUGGAACGCACCGGCUAUACAUUGGAUGUGACCACAGGACAACGCAAAUAUGGCGGACCGCCACCCAACUGGGAGGGCAAUGUGCCCGGCAAUGGCUGCGAGGUGUUCUGUGGCAAAAUACCCAAGGAUAUGUUCGAGGAUGAGCUAAUACCGCUCUUCGAGAACUGUGGCACAAUUUGGGAUCUGCGCCUUAUGAUGGACCCUAUGACUGGCACAAAUCGUGGUUAUGCAUUUGUCACAUUCACAAAUCGUGAAGCGGCCGUCAAUGCUGUGCGACAGCUCGAUAAUCACGAAAUAAAACCCGGCAAGUGUCUCAAAAUAAAUAUAAGCGUACCGAAUCUGCGCCUUUUCGUGGGCAAUAUACCCAAGUCUAAGGGCAAAGAUGAGAUUUUAGAGGAAUUUGGUAAACUUACAGCUGGCCUUUUCGAGGUAAUCAUCUACAGUUCACCAGAUGAUAAGAAAAAGAAUCGCGGCUUCUGCUUUCUCGAAUACGAGUCCCACAAAGCGGCUUCUUUGGCUAAACGAAGACUUGGCACUGGUAGAAUUAAGGUAUGGGGAUGUGAUAUAAUAGUCGACUGGGCCGAUCCACAGGAGGAGCCGGAUGAACAAACUAUGUCGAAAGUUAAAGUGCUUUACGUACGAAAUCUGACUCAAGAUGUCUCCGAAGAGAAACUGAAGGAGCAAUUUGAGCAGUACGGCAAGGUGGAGCGCGUUAAGAAAAUUAAAGACUAUGCCUUUAUACAUUUCGAGGAUCGUGAUAGCGCCGUCGAAGCUAUGCGUGGCCUUAAUGGUAAGGAGAUUGGCGCCUCGAAUAUUGAGGUCUCACUCGCCAAACCGCCCUCGGACAAAAAGAAAAAGGAAGAAAUUCUGCGUGCCCGUGAACGCCGCAUGAUGCAAAUGAUGCAAACACGUCCUGGUCUUGUUGGAAACCUGUCGCCGACACACCCCAGCAUGAUGUCCAUAGCAACGCCCAUGCGCCUGCCCGGGGCGCGUAUGCCGCUGCGCACGCCGAUGCCUCGCGAAUACGAAUACGAUUACGACUAUUUCGGUUUCUCGGACUAUCGUGCCGGCUAUGGCAAUGAGCAGUAUUAUGAUGACGUUUAUCGCGCCUACGAUGGCGGCUACGAGGGCUAUUAUGAAUUUCCGAACGGUGCUGGUGCCGCAGGAGGCGGCGGUGGCGCUGGCGCUGGUGCCAGCGGCGCCGUGUCCGGCGGCAGUGUCUCAUUGACCACUCCGCAGCGUCCAUCAAGACCCCAAGCAAAUGGCCCGGCAGUCAAUUCUCCGGUCGUUAUGGGGGGUGGUCGUGGACAUGGAAUCACAGUCCCGCGUGGCCGAGUCGUUGGCCAGCGUGGCAGCAUCAGUCGUCUGGGGGCCCAACCAGCGCCACAGGCGGCAGCGGAGGUGGCGGGACAAGCGGCGGCGGCGGCGGCGGCGGUAGCUCAACGGGGGGCCAUCGUUCAGGGGGCACCAGCAGCAACCGGGGGGGUCCGUGGGGUGGGACAAAUGCGUCCCAGCGCUCGUGGCACCCAGCACGUCAAGCCGCUACAAAAUUUACCAGCUGGAUCUGCGCUCAAGACAUACAUGGAGGGUAACUAAGCGUAGUGCGUCCCCGAGCUCGUCGCAUAGCGAGGACACUCGUCCGCCAACCAAAAAACGCAAGUCUAAACACAGCUCCUCAGGCCACAAGAAAAAAUCACACAAGUCCAAGAAACAAGCACGCAAAUCUAAAUCGUCUCGAUCUAAAAAGCGAUCGAAAAGGAGCUCCAGUUAAAGAAAAAAUGAUUCAAGCAAGCAAAAUUGAAACACAACUAAACACAGGGACCACACAAAAGACAAAAACUACUCGUUGCAAAAUCUAGUUUCCAGUUUCAAAGAAGUAUAUGAUGAAUAAUAUAUCAUCAUCUAUAUAUAUAUUUGUUUUUGGUACAUUUUCGUCAAUUGUUGUUCACACGCACACACUAAAGUGUCAAUGUUUUGUUUCGCAACGAACAAAAGAAUUUUGGCUUUUUAACACACACACACAUACACACACCCACCCACCACACAUGCACAAUUCUCCAUAAUUCAGAUCAGAUCAGAUCAGUUCAAAAAACCGUUCAGGAAUCCAAACACAAAUUAUAACUGUUUCGCAAAUUACCGAAAUGGAAGACGAACCCCAAACCAAACCCCGAAAUUCUCAAGAACCAAGUACAGCGCCCCACCACCACACAAAUCCAAGGCUCACUGAACAUACCAAACAUGCCGAUCCAAAAUCGCUCGCUGUUGUUACCAACGCUCUACGCAUCCUAUUCUAGUUUCUACUCUAUAACCGUACUCCCAGUACUACUCCUAGUUACAUGUUUCGUGUUGUUAGGCGAUAAUGUCAUGUACAAUGUUUUAUCUAUUCAUUCGCGCAUACGUCAGACGUUUCUCUUUUCGAAAUUUGUGUAUCCACGCACUUUUCCACAUGUAAACGUUUCACACACACACACACACACGCACACCCUCCCAAACCACACCCACACACACUUUGUUGUAAUGUGUAAUAGUCUAUUACAACGACGCCCCCAGGUCCCUGAUGUUAUGCUGAAACUUUACUUUUGAUGUGUAAUAAUUAUAAUAAUAAAAUUAUAUAUUUAAAAAGAAAGAA